Molecule: messenger RNA, 1360 nt
Organism: Bactrocera neohumeralis
Lineage: Eukaryota; Metazoa; Arthropoda; Insecta; Diptera; Tephritidae
Exons: 3
Coding region: 929-1339 (136 amino acids)
Source: RefSeq, a predicted model, not a curated record
CUUUAGUUGGUUAGAAUUUGGCAUCAAUUCUAUUUUGAACAUUGGCUGUGGUACUUUAUUUCUAUUAAAUAUAUUUACAAUAGUUUUAAUACCAAAACCGCAUUCUUCCAAUGCCUCUUUGACUUCACUAGAGUCUACGGCUGACUCUUUUCCCUUAACGACAAUAGGCCCUUAGAGCUCUUCAAUUGAUACAAAUAAUAAUUCUUGUUUUUAUUUGACAAAAAUUUGACGAUUUCUGUAAAACUUUUUUCAGUAUAGGACUGAGUUUUUGUUUCAUCUAUAUUGCCUUUUUCAAAGGCACUAUAUGAAAAUUGUUCGUAUCUAUAACUUCACUUAAUUUCGCAACAAGGGUAUUACUGCAAAUAUGUUGGAGGUGGUUUGGCAUUAACGACUGUGGUGGUACCCUUCGCAUUGUCGUCUAAACCAUUGCUUAGUAUGGUAAAUCUGUUGUCAUUGAGGAUUUCUGGCUUUUUCUGGACUUUGAUAAAAGUAAAAGCUUAAAUGCGUAAAGCUUUUCCCCACACGUGUGGUGAACAAAAUAAUGUAAAUAGAAAACAGCUGAUUUCUAUUCAAAUUAUUCGUUAAAAUGGACUGUUCUGCAACGUAAGUUUUCAAAUUUUAAUUAUUAACCAAAUUUAUAAUUUAACUUUUAUUUUAUAGUAAACCCAAACACGAUAGAGCUACGCACGAGAUGAUGGCAUAUGUGUUGUUUUGCCAAGCACACCAAGAAAUAGGUACGGGGAAAAAUUGCCCAAAAACGCCUCAACGGAUGAAGGAAUUGUGGCAACAGCUGGCAGAUCAACUUAAUUCGUGCAGAGGACCAAUACGAAGUGCUGCAAAAUGGAAAGAGACGUUAGGCGUUUGGAAAAGCGCACUCGAGCAAGGCGGUUGAAAAUGACUCAAAGGUGGAGGUCCAAGUUCCAAGCCGAUGACGGACUUCGAAGAAAUGGCUUUGUCUACAUUUGGCUCGGCUGCUGUAGAAGGGAUACAAAGUAUACAAAGCUUUGGUUUAACGCCAAUUGAGCAAACGAUUGAAUACGCAAUUGCAUCACCCACGGGUAGUCCUCUGCAAUUAUGCAGUCAGGUAGAAGCAACCCCAAAUUCCGACCACCAUCCUGGAAGUCCAUCGACACCAACUACAAAUCUUAGCUUGGAAAACCUGAAUGCUUCAACUUCGGUGAUAUCGCAGCUCAUCAGAACUUUAAUAGCGGAUAUACCAAAAAGGAAUGCUGCUGAAGAGGAGAGGCGACGGGAGCAACGUGAAAUGAUGCAGGCCAUUCAAGGCCUAACUAAUUCAAUUACGGAGCUAAUAAAAUCGUUUACUAAUAAUGUAAAAUAAUUUCUAAAUUUUAAUUAAAAU